AUAAAUUUUUUCAAACGAAUGAGUCGAGUGCAGCUAGCUAGCUCGCCAAUGCCCAUUCGGUGGUGAGCGGGACAUGUGCUGCAAUUUGUAACAUCUUGAUGAAUAUUUCUGCUCGCUGUGCUGCUGGGUUGAAAUGACUGAAGCUUUUGUGUGAUCGAUUUCAUUUAGGCGUUCUGAUGACUGUAUAUGGGGGUAGGGCCAAUGCAAUGAUGCAACACCUGUACUGACAUUGAUGGUACAUCAACAAAAAUGGAGGCUGUCAUAACUCUAGUCAUGAAGUAUUGUGGAACGGAGCUGGAACUGUAUGGGAAGUGCGUCAGUGAACAUCCUAAGGACUGGCAGACUGCCUGUGCUGAGCUGAAGGAGGCGGCUGCCAAUUGUUCAGAUCACCAUCCAGUAGUUCGUCAAAUCAACCGUGACUGUGUAGCAGAGUUCAGCAACUAUGAUGCUUGUCUCAAAAAGAACCCAGAAGAUGUCACGGUGUGUGUGGACCAACUGCACAAGUUUUUGCAAUGUGCCGAUUCAUCUGCUCACAGAAUACAAAAUGCAGUUUUAGAAAAAUCAGAAAAAGAUGGAAGUCAUUCCUUGUGAUACAAGCUCUCGUCUUGGCAAUUUUGUGCAGGUUGCCCAUCGCAUGAUCCAUACUGGGUAAAUUUUUUUUAAAUGAUUUUGAAACGAAUGAUCAAAUAAAAAGCUGUUUAAUAUGCACAUGAUUUGUGGACUGUACAGUUGUGCUGGAUACAGUUAACUUACAUGUACUUGUUAUAUAGUCACAUGGCUGGUUUAUAGAAAGGACUCUUUACAUAAAUACUACCUCGCAAAUUCUGCAUAUCAGGUAAAUGACACUACCAUCUUGCAGCUGUGAAGACUAUCCAUGUAUUGAAGGAUAGUUACGGCGGAAACAAAUUUCUGGUCCAAACCUACUCAGUCCCAAAUUUCCUUACCAAAGAAACUGUCCCCUCGGUAUAAUGCUGGCCAAGGCAUACAUUCUUGUUCCGAGGCUGUAGCAGGGGAGACCCCACACACACUGUACAACAGUGUAGGGACUCCUACCAAAUUCGCCACAAAUUUGUCCAAAGUUCACACGGCCAAGAGAAAUCCUUCCCACAAUGUGGUGCUGGCGAGGUCAUGUGGCCACCAUUGAGUGUUAACAAAUUUUUACCAGGUUUCAUGUCGCAGCAUUAAAAUGCAGGAGCAACGCACAAUGCCUCUACACCAAAAUAAGAAUGCUGAAAAUCAUUGAAAACACAUUGCAUUGUGGGGAAAAGUCAACACUCGCAGCCAAAUAUCAGUUGUAAUUUGUGUCAAAACUUCUCCCCUUGUCACUACAUUGAAUUACGUGAUCAUUCACGAAUUUCUAUAAUUAUCACUUGCUAUAUGUCUGCAAUCUUCAAAGUGGAUAGCCAUUUUUGGGAAAGACGUUUUGGGGAUAAAAUGUUUCAAGUACGCUGUACUAUAAUAAAUCCCUGCCGAAGCUGUGCAGUGUUGCUUGAUAACGUAUUCAGGUGUGCAAAAUGGAGUCGUGUUGGCAAGCAAGUUUCCUUGACGAGUGCCUUGUUGAUUCACUAUUUUGUCAUCUGUGAUGAACUAAAGUUGUGUGUGCAUUUCUAAAUACAGUUAUAUAUGCCACUGUAAGACCCAUGCAAAUAAGUUGCCUUUGUAGCUAAACUUUUGUCAAAGAACUUUUAUUGGAAAAGAUAAAGAAAAGUAGAAAACAAGAAUAAAAUGUGAUCAAUGCUGGGUCAUACUGCAAUAAUUGCUGGAUGUUAAAGAUAUACUAUUUGUGAAAAUUGGCUGGAAGACACUUCCUUUUCAACUAUCUGAGCUCUUUGGUUAGUUGAACAAUUAUUGAACUGUAGCUUGACCUAAGAUCUUAAAAACUCAGUAACCUUUUAUACAAGGCUCAUAGAAUUGCAGUUAUUACCUUUAAAUAUAUUCCCAGGGUAAAUUUGGUUUAACCACAUCUGUAAGUUCGUUUUAUACAAUAAAUAUUCAAACCUGUGA
This is a messenger RNA of Acanthaster planci (crown-of-thorns starfish), 2004 nucleotides long. Its product is annotated as coiled-coil-helix-coiled-coil-helix domain-containing protein 5-like. Gene Ontology annotation, cellular component: mitochondrial intermembrane space. The record is from RefSeq and is a predicted model, not a curated record. Lineage: Eukaryota; Metazoa; Echinodermata; Asteroidea; Valvatida; Acanthasteridae. Gene Ontology annotation, biological process: cellular respiration.